AACAUGAAUUCGUCUGGAUCCCAUGACGAUCCUGAAGGUGCUCAAAGUGUUCCGUUGGUAAAUUCCGAAGAAUCGUUGCGUAAAAAUUAUGGUUCUGGCUCAAAUGCACCGCAAAAACGGAUACAUGGACAUGAUGGAGAACAACAACAGAAAAAUGAUUCAGUUGAAUCCCAAAUUCAUCGAAGAGAAUUAACCCCAGAAUUUGAUGCUUCUCCAUUUUCAAUAGAAAAGGAUCUUUCACUGGAAUAUUGGCAGAGUAAAGUACAGAACCUAGACUCAACAAGCCAGACAAGAAACUUAAAACACUUCCUUCAAUCUAUAUUAGAGGUAGACGAUUAUGGUGAUCAACGAGGAAUGGCAGCUGCCGGCGGUGCUGCACAAACCAACAAUAUGCAUAAGGUACAAAUAUACUCCACGUAUUUAUUAUAAAUUACAUGGGUUUUUAAAUACUGAUCAGCUGUGGUUAAACCCUCACUCUAAAAAUUAAAUGUUAAACCAGCACUUUUUCAUGCGUCACCGUAUAACGACUGCAUCUGACGUGCUGACUUUAGCACUUGUGGUGCUCAUUAUUGCACGUCUCGUGCUUAUUUUAGCACUCUGAAUGCUGCGUGACGGCAGCUGAAGUGCAGUGACUACUAGUAUUCGAAAUCCUUAACCCUAAGAAGGCUGGGGGCUGAUUCAGCUCCCCACCCCCUUCGACAUUUUUGGCGAUAAAUCCGCCGCUCGAAUUUUUUUCACCGCGUCGCUCGCAGACUUUUUUUACUUUCAAUUCUCGCACAAUUUUUGAGACCAGAAUUGUGACCCCCAGGUACGCGGUUACGAAAUUACGCAAUAUUUCGUAAGUGCAUGCAGACCCAAAUACUAAAAAACGUGAAUUUGUGUACAAAUCCAAUGCAAAUAGUGUAUUCUAAAAAUGUAUCAUUAUUUUUCCGUUUACUGCUUAAAAUCAAUUAAUUUUAUCUUGCUUAUGGUCAAAAUAAGAUCCCCGACAAUU
Lytechinus variegatus (green sea urchin) is the source of this 994-nucleotide messenger RNA. RefSeq lists its product as uncharacterized. The transcript has 4 exons. NCBI's taxonomy places the organism in Eukaryota, Metazoa, Echinodermata, Echinoidea, Temnopleuroida, Toxopneustidae. The record is from RefSeq and is a predicted model, not a curated record. Bases 4 to 429 code for a protein of 141 amino acids.